AUGAUAAUGAGACAAAUUGCAUGUCGACCGGUAAAGUAUGUAUUGACUGGUGUUAUGACAAACAUUCAAGAAGAUAUUCUUGUGGUGAUUGAAGGAAGGGAAUACCAGGUACAUGUAAAGGAAAUUGCUCCUUGGGAACCUGAUAUUGCAGAUGAUGGAAGUCUUUAUGAUGAUGAGAAUAAGUCGAAUGAUCCUUUAGAAGAAGGUUAUGGAGAUCACUUUGAUGGUGAAACAGAUUAUGAUAAUCAAGAUGAAGAAAGGAGUAUAGAUGAGAAUGUAAAUGGACAUGGUGAAAAGAGCAAUAUUUAUCAGGGGCUAAAGAGCAUAUCGAGAGCAACGAUGAAAGGAGUGAAACAGGUGGUACAAAACCUUUGGGUUUUGGUGGGUAGAGAUUUCAAGAACAAAAAACUAGGGAUUGUCAAGGUCCCUUUCAACAUUCAGGUAAUGAAUUUAAGCAUUCAUGGAGGACAGGGUCGGUGA
This is a messenger RNA of Lactuca saligna, 480 nucleotides long. Lineage: Eukaryota; Viridiplantae; Streptophyta; Magnoliopsida; Asterales; Asteraceae. The record is from the annotation of a GenBank genome assembly.